AUGAGGGAAAUCGUACACAUUCAAGCUGGCCAAUGCGGUAACCAGAUCGGCGCUAAGUUCUGGGAAAUCAUCUCUGACGAGCAUGGCAUCGACCCCACUGGUGCCUACCAUGGCGACUCGGACUUGCAGCUGGAGCGUAUCAAUGUAUACUACAAUGAAGCCUCCGGCGGCAAGCGCAAGGCUUUCUUGCAUUGGUACACUGGCGAGGGUAUGGACGAGAUGGAGUUCACCGAGGCGGAAAGCAACAUGAACGACUUGGUCUCCGAGUACCAACAGUACCAGGAGGCGACCGCCGACGAGGACGCGGAGUUCGACGAAGAGCAGGAGCAGGAGAUUGAUGAGAAC
Molecule: messenger RNA, 345 nt
Organism: Brenthis ino (lesser marbled fritillary)
Lineage: Eukaryota; Metazoa; Arthropoda; Insecta; Lepidoptera; Nymphalidae
Source: the annotation of a GenBank genome assembly